This is a messenger RNA of Vigna radiata var. radiata (mung bean), 2795 nucleotides long. Its product is annotated as telomere repeat-binding protein 5. The coding region runs from base 453 to 2558 and encodes 701 amino acids. Lineage: Eukaryota; Viridiplantae; Streptophyta; Magnoliopsida; Fabales; Fabaceae. The record is from RefSeq and is a predicted model, not a curated record. The transcript is spliced from 10 exons.
CCUUUAACCUGCUAUGUCCGGUGGAGUUAACUGCAAUAACCGGCACACCCGGUGGGCCGGUUGGUCAUAUAGUGCUUUGGGGGUUUAAGCAAAGGAUGGGAAACUUUAUCAGAGGGUUUUGGGAUUCAAAGCAACAAAUUGUUUUCUUUUUCUUUUCAAUUUAGUUUCUUGAGACAAAAACAAUCCGAAUCAUGAGAUAAAUUGCUUCUGUGAUGAAAAACUAGUGCUGUCGAUUUUGCUCGUUCACUUCAAAAUUUAGAAUUAGCUGAUCUUACAUUCUUUGGAAUUCCGCUUCAUCCUGUUGAAAUUGGGUUCUGUGAAGCAAAAAACAGGCUUUCAAACUGUGGCUGGUUAAGUCGAGCAAGAAGAAAAGUGCUCAUUUAUCGGAUAGUGGGUCUUGGGUUGCUGAAUAUCUGUGCUUGAUCCGUCUGUUUUGGCAUGGUUUCUAAGAUAUGGUCUUACAGAAGAGGAUAGAGUACGGAUUUAAUGGCUACCAGGCUCCUGCCAUGCCCCGAGCUUCUCGCUCAGUUAGGAGGAGGGCUGUAUUUCAAAGAGCGGAAGAUAAGCAAAAGUGUUCAUUUGACUUAUUGGCCACCGUAGCUGGUAAACUAUUACAAGAGAGAGAGAAUGCAGCCAUUUCUAGUGAUACAUUAUCAAAUAAGGAUCAGUGUAGAUUUGUCAAAGAUUGCCAUGAUGCAAAUAAACCAUCCAAAUCCGAGCUUUCUGAGGACGGAAAUUGUGACAAAAAAAGUUUGAAUGAAUUCCCACGUCCUUCAAUUGAAGACCAUGCUAAGAUUGCUUCUAUAGUAACAAGUUCUAGUUGCUUAGAGAGGUUCGUUGCAAAAAAAUUGGUGGAUGGAAAUAGCCAUAUCAAAAUGGAAAAUGUUACUAGCGAAGUCAAAUUAGACUCUUCGGGUUAUCCAAAGGAAAGUCAGUUCAAGUUAGAUGGCAAUACGGGUAAAGGAAAGGAUGCGAUGCAUGAGUUGGAGAAGAUACCCAUUGGCAGUGGAAUUGAGAUGUACAGUUUUCGGGAUCCGCCGGAUGAAAAUCCUCCUGCGUUGAUCAGUUUAGGUGGCAGUGCCAAGUUGUCUGGGUAUAAUGAUAGGAUUCCCCGUAGCUUGUUGUCCAAAGGUUGUGACAAUGUACCAGUAGUUAGUAGAGAUGAUGACGAAAACUCUUCUGGGUGUACUCACCCUAUUAAUACUAAAACCAAGGCUUUUAGGCCAAAGAAUUGUAUAGAUGAUAGUGGAAUAAGUAAAAGACUGGCUUCUAACUUUCAGAAAGUUGCUCAAAAGCCGAAGCAUGACACACUUUCUAACCGUGAUGGAAUUUGGAAGAAAACUUACCACAAUCAGAGGAAGUGCAAUAAAAGCCAAAUUUCUCAGAUGAAUAUUCCUUUCAAAAAGAGGAAGCUUUUUAAUUAUAAGUCUGUCUCAAAUUCUAGUGGAUUUACCAGAAGUGGUGGAAUUUAUUAUUCACCGAAGAAUUGUAGUAAUCCGGAUGCUUGUGACUCACUUCCUGGGAUGCACAGAGACCCUGGAAUUCCAUCCUUGGAAGCAUGUCAACACCAGAUGUUAUGUCGAAUAGGUUCUCAUGUGAAGCUUAGGAUCAAGUCAUUUAGAGUGCCAGAGCUUUUUAUAGAGGUUCCAGAAACUGCAACAAUUGGGUCCUUGAAGAGGACAGUAAUGGAUGCAGUGACUGCUGUACUCGGAGGUGAAUUGCAUAUUGGUGUUUUUCUCCAGGGAAAGAAAGUUAGGGAUGAUAGUAAAACACUACUUCAAACUGGAAUUUCUCAUCAUAACCAGUUUGAUGCUUUGGGUUUUACCCUGGAGCCUAAUUCUUCACAAAGCCUACCGAUUGUAUGUGCUGCACAUUCUCCCUGUCCCGGUGCUGACGUAACUCCGCCUGUAUUAAGGUGUCCUUCUAGUCCAGCUGUAAUUCAUCAGAGCAUUCAAGGCAAUUCUGACACGUUACCUGAGCAUCAAGUAACAAGUUUUGGUAGCCAAUUUGAAAGUGAUAAUGAUUCGGCACCUUAUCCUGCUAACACUUCUGUUGACAAAGGUAUGGAAGAUUCCAAAGAAUUGGUUACUGUUCUUGAAAAGGGUAGGGAGGAACUAGCUAUGGUAUCUGUACCCCAGAAGCCAAGGCGAUCAGAAAUGGUACAGCGCCGAAUCCGUAGGCCUUUCUCUGUAGAUGAAGUAGAAGCACUGGUUCAAGCAGUUGAAAAACUAGGAACCGGAAGGUGGCGUGAUGUUAAGCUUUGUGCUUUCGAUAAUGCUAAGCAUCGGACAUAUGUGGAUUUGAAGGAUAAAUGGAAAACACUAGUGCACACGGCAAGAAUAUCCCCUCAGCAAAGAAGGGGUGAACCUGUUCCCCAAGAACUUUUGGACAGGGUUCUAGUGGCCCACGCAUAUUGGUCCCAUCAGCAGAAUAAGCAGCAGCAGAAGCAGCAGCAGCAAACUGAAACCGUCUUCUCCUUCAAUCGUAAGGGGCAAGGGUUGUCAUCAGCCAGUGGCCAUGUGGAUGACAGUGUUUUGGUUUCUGACUUUUGUUGUUAGUGUCCUUUUCCUUUUGCUUUCAAUAAAUAUUUAUGAAGUCUACCUGUUAAUGAACCAUGUAAAAAGUGAUGAUGACUAGGUACAAAAAAGAACAGAUCUCGGGUUCUUGUAAAAUUAUCUCUGCUCCUCAUUUGGAUCUUUCCCUGCGUGGACACUGCUUCUUGUAAAUGCUUUAUGUAAUAAAGUGCUCCCUAACAAUUCUUUUCACUGUAAAUAUUUAAUUGCUUUUGUACAAAA